Molecule: messenger RNA, 474 nt
Organism: Humulus lupulus (European hop)
Lineage: Eukaryota; Viridiplantae; Streptophyta; Magnoliopsida; Rosales; Cannabaceae
Exons: 5
Coding region: 85-474 (129 amino acids)
Molecular function (GO): protein binding
Source: RefSeq, a predicted model, not a curated record
GAUAUUCAAGAAUGACUGCUGAACUAUUGCCAACAGUUAUAACAUCCAUACAAAAAAGGAUUAAAGUCGGUUUCCCUUUCAGAAAUGACCAGACAGGUCUACUGUUGUUUGACAGCAACUUUCACUAUCUCACCAUCCUCAACGCAAGUUAAAGAAGUGCUUCUUAAAGAGAUGAAUGAAGGUUUUAUUGAGGCUGAAAAGAAGCCAGGUGUUCUUCUUACUUUGUUUCAUUACUUGGAAAAAGUAAACAAUCACACAGUAUGCUUAGAGGCUCUCCAGGUGAGAGCUGCAUCAGUAACAUGUUUUGCAGGCAUAACUUCCUCUGUAUUCUUCUCUCUUGCGAAGGAGAAACAGGAUUUCAUUCUUUCUGCUGCGAUUAAUGCAGCCAAACAAGACGAGGUACCUUCAGUUAGAUCAGCUUCUUGUCGAGCCAUUGGUGUCAUUUCAUGUUUUCCUGAAGUUUUCCAAAGGUGA